This is a messenger RNA of Plectropomus leopardus (leopard coralgrouper), 1742 nucleotides long. It is a transcript of the gene znrd2, whose product is annotated as zinc ribbon domain containing 2. The record is from RefSeq and is a predicted model, not a curated record. Lineage: Eukaryota; Metazoa; Chordata; Actinopteri; Perciformes; Serranidae.
GUGUAGCGCUCGGUAGCAACAUGGCUCUCAAUGGAGGUGACGAGGACUUUGAGUGGGAGCCUCCGACAGAGGCAGAGAUGAAGGUGAUCCAAGCUCGAAGGGAGAGACAAGACAAAAUCAGCAAGCUGAUGGGAGACUACCUGCUUAAAGGAUACAAGAUGCUGGGAGAGUCCUGUGAUGUGUGCGGGACAAUUCUUCUCCAGGACAAACAACACAAAAACUACUGUGUCUCAUGUCAGGAGCUGGACUCUGAUGUUGACAAGGACAACCCCGCUCUGAAUGCGCAGGCAGCGUUGUCGCAAGUGAGGGAGAGACAGCUUGCAGCCCAGUCCCCUGCACCGUCCCAGGCCCCUGAACUCAAUGCAGGCCCCAGCGGCAGUCAGACAAAUGUGUCAGUUCCUCAGCCCAGACCGGAGCACUGUGAGGGGGCAGCUGCAGGGGGAAGAGCUCUCCUGCCUCCGCCAGCUGUCCCUUCUCCUUCAACUACUACUCCCACCCCAGUCUUGGUACCUACUCGCCCCACAAUUAGUCCACAGAGCGCUGCCCUCCAACCUGUGCUGCUUGAAGCCGAGGAAGCUGUUCUAACCAAACUUCGCUGGGCCACUAACCAGCUACAGAGCUCAGCCUCCCUUGAAUCAAGUAUCCAGCUCUGCAGCCUCAUCACCAGCUGUGCCAACUCACUGCGCAGCCUCAAGGACCUCAGCCAGUGACCAACACGGAAAAGUUUGAAACCCUGGAAUUCCAGGAACGCUGUUUAUACUUGCCUCUGUCCUGGAAUACUGACUCUGGUCUUUGACUGAAUCUUUGCAUAGAGCUGAAUUCACAAAUGGUCAGGAAAUGUACUUGAAAUAGGAUUAAAAUGUCAAGUUAACAUGUUGCUCUUGGAGUAACACAUUGAUAUUGCUGGCAGAAAUAUGUUACAUGCUUUCAUAAGAUGUUUAAGUACAAAUGUUUGAACAUUUGAUAGUUUUUGUCAAUUUGGAAGCUAUUAUAUAAUGAUCAGAACUGAACAUUUCUAAAUGCACAUCCAUCACAGGUGUUAAUUUAAAACAUCUGCAAAUUAAAAAAUAUUAAAAUAUGACUUAAUCAAAUAUUGAUAAUGUUUUUCCAUAUUUGAUUGGCUUUAAUUAAUUUAAAAUGGAUAAAAAAUUAAGAUCUGGACAAAUGACACCAUCCUUUUUUUUCCCCGAUUGGUUGUUCCAUAAAAAAGUGUUGGUUUGCAAAUUGAAAAAAAAAAAAGCUAAAUUUCCAGUGCACAAAUGCCUAUAUAAUUGUGUCUGCACAAGCAAGAUUGUCUGUGCUGACAUACAAUGUAAUACUAAUCUGUAAGUCAUCAAUUAAAAUGUAGUCUCAUAGUAAACGCCAAAUUGUAAAUGGCCAGUCCUCAAAUUAGAGGUGCACUUCUGUAUUUACAGUUCAGUCUGACAUUCAGAUGAAUUUAUCUUGUCUUUGACUCUGUGAUGAUGCAAAGAUUGCGAUUGUGUGUCAGCAGUCCUGAGGUUUUAUUGUAAAUAUAUUUGAUACAUGAUGGUGAUGAUGAUGGUAAUAUGAUUCAGCGUGGGCGGCAUUCAGGAGUCGAACUCAUAAUUCUUUAUUCAUUAAAACCAUCAAGAGCAAAUAAAGCUGUGCACUGUACAUCAAUAGACAGCACUUCAUAUUAGAUAAAAGCCAGCUUCAGUGUUGUUCGAGGCAGUUAGAGUUUUAUGAUUAUUCACCUGAAUAAAGCUUUGCCUGUUCAGGAG